Miniopterus natalensis is the source of this 3707-nucleotide messenger RNA. RefSeq names its product semaphorin 5A (gene SEMA5A). The record is from RefSeq and is a predicted model, not a curated record. Gene Ontology annotation, cellular component: plasma membrane. Gene Ontology annotation, biological process: neural crest cell migration; axon guidance; positive regulation of cell migration. Gene Ontology annotation, molecular function: semaphorin receptor binding; chemorepellent activity. Lineage: Eukaryota; Metazoa; Chordata; Mammalia; Chiroptera; Miniopteridae.
AUAUCACCGCAAACUCUUCCCGGCUGUGCAUCUGUCUUCCUCCUUGGGACGAUAGUCUUUACUCAGAAAAGAAAUCGGAAUUGAAUGCAGUGUUGGCGUGUGAGAGUUGGGCUCCAGUGAGCAGAUGGCUCUGGAUCCUUAGGGUGAUACAUGAUCGAAGAAACGCUCCAGCCUUUUCCUCCUUGGCACGUUUCCCACAUGACGGGAGGACAAGCUUCUGGUUAGAAGACAAGUGCGCAGAGUCCAAGCCUCCUGCCACCAUGAAGGGCACCUGUGUUAUCGCGUGGCUGUUCUCGAGCCUGGGGUGGUGGAGACUCGCCCAGCCCUCAGCAGACACGCCUCAGUGCCAGAGAGCAGAGCACCCGGUCAUUUCUUAUAAAGAAAUUGGCCCCUGGUUACGGGAGUUCAGAGCGGAGAAUGCUGUGGAUUUCUCGCAGUUAACAUUUGACCCAGGACAGAAAGAACUUGUUGUAGGAGCAAGAAACUACCUCUUCAGGUUACAGCUUGAGGAUUUGUCUCUGAUCCAGGCUGUGGAGUGGGAGUGUGAUGAAGCGACCAAGAAGGCCUGCUACAGUAAGGGAAAAUCGGAGGAUGAGUGCCAAAACUACAUCCGGGUGCUUUUGGUGGGCGGCGACCGGUUAUUUACCUGCGGGACCAACGCUUUCACCCCUGUCUGCACCAACCGCACGUUGAGUAACCUGACCGAGAUCCAUGAUCAGAUCAGCGGCAUGGCCCGCUGUCCCUACAGCCCCCAGCACAAUUCCACGGCUCUCCUGACAGCCAGCGGGGAGCUGUACGCUGCGACGGCCAUGGAUUUCCCGGGACGCGAUCCUGCCAUUUACCGAAGUCUGGGCGUCCUACCUCCUCUCCGCACAGCCCAGUACAAUUCCAAGUGGCUCAAUGAACCAAACUUCGUGUCCUCCUAUGACAUCGGGAACUUCACUUACUUCUUUUUCCGAGAAAACGCCGUGGAGCACGACUGUGGGAAAACCGUGUUCUCCCGAGCCGCCCGGGUCUGCAAGAACGACAUCGGAGGGCGGUUCCUGCUGGAGGACACCUGGACCACGUUCAUGAAGGCCCGGCUCAACUGCUCGCGCCCCGGGGAGGUCCCCUUCUACUACAACGAGCUGCAGAGCACCUUCCUCCUGCCCGAGCUCGACUUGAUCUACGGCAUCUUCACCACCAAUGUGAACAGCAUCGCUGCAUCAGCUGUGUGCGUCUUCAACCUGAGUGCCAUCACGCAGGCCUUUAAUGGGCCUUUCAAGUACCAGGAGAACUCACGCUCCGCCUGGCUGCCGUAUCCCAACCCCAACCCCAACUUCCAGUGCGGCACAGUGGACCAGGGAAUGUACGUGAACCUGACGGAAAGGAACCUGCAGGAUGCUCAGAAGUUCAUACUGAUGCAGGAGGUGGUGCAGCCGGUGACUGCAGUGCCCUCCUUCAUGGAGGACAACAGCCGCUUUUCCCACGUGGUCGUGGACCUGGUACAGGGCAGGGAUGCCCUCAUCCACACCAUCUACUUGGCCACAGAUUACGGCACCAUUAAGAAGGUGCGGGCGCCCCUGACUCAGACCUCGGGGAGCUGCUUGCUGGAAGAAAUCGAGCUUUUCCCCGAGAGGCGGAGGGAGCCCAUCAGGAGCCUGCAGAUCCUCCACAGCCAGAGCUUCCUGUUCGUGGGCCUGCGGGAGCACGUGGCCAAGAUCCCGCUGAAGAGGUGCCAUUUCCACCGCACGCGCAGUGCCUGCAUCGGGGCCCAGGACCCUUACUGUGGCUGGGAUGUGGUGAUGAAGAAAUGCACGAGCCUGGAGGAGAGCCUGAGCAUGACUCAGUGGGAGCAGACCAUCUCCGCCUGUCCUACGAGGAAUCUCACUGUGGAUGGGCACUUUGGCCCGUGGUCCCCAUGGACGCCCUGCACUCACACAGAUGGCAGCGCCGUGGGAACCUGCCUCUGUCGCACCCGCUCCUGUGACAGCCCGGCCCCCCGGUGUGGCGGCUGGGAGUGCACAGGCCCCCGAAUGGAGAUCACCAACUGUUCUAGGAAUGGAGGCUGGACCCCGUGGACCUCCUGGUCUCCCUGCAGCACCACCUGUGGGAUCGGCUUCCAGGUGCGCCAGCGGUCCUGCAGCAACCCCACGCCCCGACACGGGGGCCGGGUGUGUGUGGGACAGAACCGCGAGGAAAGAUACUGCAACGAGCAUCUGCUGUGCCCCCCGCAUGUGUUCUGGACAGGCUGGGGUCCUUGGGAGCGGUGCACCGCCCAGUGCGGUGGCGGCAUUCAAGCUCGCCGCAGGACUUGCGAGAACGGGCCUGACUGCGUGGGCUGCAAUGUGGAGUACCAGCCCUGCAAUACCAACCCCUGCCCUGAGCUGAAGAAGACCACGCCCUGGACACCCUGGACACCUGUCAACAUCUCUGACAACGGGGGCCACUAUGAGCAGCGAUUUCGGUACACUUGCAAAGCCCGCCUCCCUGAUCCAAAUCUGCUGGAAGUGGGGAGACAGAGGAUCGAAAUGCGCUACUGCUCCAGCGACGGGACCAGCGGCUGCUCCACGGAUGGCCUUUCUGGUGAUUUCCUGCGAGCCGGGAGAUACUCUGCCCACACUGUCAACGGGGCCUGGUCAGCCUGGACGUCAUGGUCACAGUGCAGCCGUGACUGCAGCAGGGGCAUUCGGAACCGGAAGCGCGUCUGCAACAACCCUGAGCCCAAGUACGGGGGCUUGCCCUGCCUCGGCCCGUCCCUGGAGUACCAGGAGUGCAACAUUUUGCCCUGCCCAGUGGAUGGCGUGUGGUCUUGCUGGUCCCCCUGGUCAAAAUGCUCGGCGACAUGUGGCGGUGGACACUACAUGAGGACCCGCUCUUGCACAAACCCAGCCCCAGCCUAUGGGGGAGACAUCUGCCUGGGGCUGCACACGGAGGAGGCGCUCUGCAACACGCAGCCCUGCCCUGAGAGCUGGUCCGAGUGGUCAGACUGGUCUGAGUGUGAUGUGUCCGGAGUCCAGGUCCGAGCCCGCCAGUGCAUCCUUCUGUUCCCCGUGGGCAGCCAGUGUUCUGGAAACACCACGGAGAGCCGGCCGUGUAUUUUUGAUUCCAAUUUCAUCCCAGAAGUAUCUGUGGCAAGGUCCAGCAGCGUAGAAGAGAAAAGGUGUGGAGAGUUCAACAUGUUCCACAUGGUCGCCGUGGGGCUGAGCAGCUCCAUCUUGGGCUGCCUUCUCACACUCCUCGUCUACACCUACUGCCAGCGGUACCAGCAGCAAUCCCACGAUGCCACUGUCAUCCACCCCAUCGCACCCGCCCCUCUCAACACCAGCAUAACUAACCACAUCAACAAACUGGACAAGUAUGACUCAGUGGAGGCCAUCAAGGCAUUUAAUAAAAACAACCUGAUACUAGAGGAAAGAAACAAAUACUUCAACCCACAUCUCACUGGGAAGACUUAUUCUAACGCCUACUUUACAGAUCUCAAUAAUUAUGAUGAGUACUAAUAGCUUUUAUAUUUUUGGCUUCUUGUAAUUCUCCAGUUCCUCAAGGCCUGUGCUCCAUGACUGCCCAUGUCUCUGAGACUUCAGAGAUGAAGUUUGGAUACAUUUCAAGUGCAUUUCAAGCCACGAGUGUCCCAUUGCUGCCAAAAAUAGAUGUCCUUAAAAACAAAAAUCUAAAUAUGACAUUGUGAAAAUCUGGUCUACACUAUUUGAACAUUGUUGAGUGAA